This is a messenger RNA of Cynocephalus volans (Philippine flying lemur), 1537 nucleotides long. It is a transcript of the gene RPL4, whose product is annotated as ribosomal protein L4. Gene Ontology annotation, biological process: translation. Bases 1 to 1461 code for a protein of 486 amino acids. Gene Ontology annotation, molecular function: RNA binding; structural constituent of ribosome. The transcript is spliced from 11 exons. NCBI's taxonomy places the organism in Eukaryota, Metazoa, Chordata, Mammalia, Dermoptera, Cynocephalidae. The record is from RefSeq and is a predicted model, not a curated record. Gene Ontology annotation, cellular component: ribosome; cytosolic large ribosomal subunit.
AUGACCCCGCCCCGCCGGGACUACUUUUACACGCAACAAGUCCCGUUACAAACAGAGCGGAAGUGGCGAGACCUUCCUUUUCCUGUGGAAGCCGACGGGUUGAGAGGAGUGUGGCUUUCUCCUCUCCCCGCCAUGGCGUGUGCUCGUCCACUGAUAUCAGUGUACUCCGAAAAGGGGGAGUCAUCUGGCAAAAAUGUCACUUUGCCAGCUGUGUUCAAGGCUCCCAUUCGACCAGAUAUUGUCAACUUUGUUCACACCAACUUGCGCAAAAACAACAGACAGCCCUAUGCUGUCAGUGAAUUAGCAGGUCAUCAGACCAGUGCUGAGUCUUGGGGUACUGGUAGAGCUGUGGCUAGAAUUCCCAGAGUUCGAGGUGGUGGGACUCAUCGUUCUGGCCAGGGUGCUUUUGGAAAUAUGUGCCGUGGAGGCCGCAUGUUUGCUCCAACCAAAACCUGGCGCCGUUGGCACCGUAGAGUGAACACAACGCAAAAGCGGUAUGCCAUCUGCUCUGCCCUGGCUGCUUCGGCUUUACCGGCACUGGUGAUGUCUAAAGGUCAUCGUAUUGAGGAAGUUCCUGAACUUCCUUUGGUGGUCGAAGAUAAAGUUGAAGGCUACAAGAAAACUAAGGAGGCUGUUUUGCUUCUUAAGAAACUUAAGGCAUGGAAUGAUAUCAAAAAGGUCUAUGCUUCUCAGCGAAUGAGAGCUGGCAAGGGCAAAAUGAGAAACCGUCGUCGUAUUCAGCGCAGGGGGCCCUGCAUCAUCUAUAAUGAGGACAAUGGUAUCAUCAAGGCCUUCAGAAACAUCCCUGGAAUUACUCUGCUUAAUGUAAGCAAACUGAACAUUUUGAAACUUGCACCUGGUGGGCAUGUGGGACGUUUCUGCAUUUGGACUGAAAGUGCUUUCCGGAAGUUAGAUGAAUUGUAUGGCACUUGGCGUAAAGCUGCUUCCCUGAAGAGUAACUAUAACCUUCCCAUGCACAAGAUGAUGAAUACAGACCUUAGCAGGAUUUUGAAAAGCCCAGAGAUCCAAAGAGCCCUCCGAGCACCACGCAAGAAGAUUCACCGCAGGGUCCUGAAGAAGAAUCCACUGAAAAACUUGAGAAUCAUGUUGAAGCUAAACCCAUAUGCAAAGACCAUGCGCCGGAACACCAUUCUUCGUCAGGCCAGGAAUCACAAACUCCGGAUGGAUAAGGUGGCGGCAGCAGCAGCAGCACUAGAGGCCAAAUCAGAUGAGAAGGGGGUUGCAGGCAAGAAGCCUGUAGUGGGGAAGAAAGGAAAGAAGGCUGUUGGUGUUAAAAAGCAGAAGAAGCCUUUGGGGAAAAAGGCUGCAGCUACCAAGAAACCAGCGGCUGAAAAGAAGCCAGCAGCUGAAAAGAAGCCAGCAGCUGAAAAGAAGCCAGCAGCUGAAAAGAAGCCAACAGAAAAGAAACCUGCCACAGAAGAAAAGAAGCCUGCUGCUUAAAUUUAUUUCGUAAAAGUCAAAUCAUUUUGGACAGCUUAUUUUGAAUAAAGACCUGAUCAAAGAGGCAGUGAGAAAA